Messenger RNA from Owenia fusiformis, 2217 nucleotides. Lineage: Eukaryota; Metazoa; Annelida; Polychaeta; Sabellida; Oweniidae. The record is from the annotation of a GenBank genome assembly.
UGGAAAGUAAGAUGGAGUCAUGCAUAAGGCUUACCAUAUAUGGGAUAUGAUGUGCCGUAUAUGGGCAUGAUUCACUGGUAAACGCCGUUUUUCGUGGAACACGAGGUAUAAGAUCGAUAUAAGCAAUCUACUCUGCCCUGACCGUUAUCAGUUUUUCUGAGAGACCACAGUGUACAGAGCUCAUAGAGCAGAAUUUUACUUUUCGUGUAAACCAAGAACAACCAAACAGCCAAUAUGUGUGACGAUGAUGUAGCCGCUUUAGUCGUGGAUAAUGGAUCCGGAAUGUGCAAAGCCGGUUUCGCCGGAGAUGAUGCUCCCCGUGCUGUAUUCCCAUCCAUCGUUGGCCGACCCCGUCAUCAGGGCGUCAUGGUCGGUAUGGGACAAAAAGACUCCUACGUAGGAGAUGAGGCCCAAUCCAAGAGAGGUAUCCUUACCCUCAAGUACCCCAUUGAGCACGGUAUCGUCACCAACUGGGACGAUAUGGAGAAGAUCUGGCAUCACACCUUCUACAAUGAGCUCCGUGUAGCCCCAGAAGAGCACCCAGUCCUCCUCACUGAGGCCCCACUUAACCCCAAAGCCAACAGAGAAAAGAUGACCCAAAUCAUGUUUGAAACCUUCAACGCCCCAGCCAUGUAUGUCGCCAUCCAGGCUGUCCUGUCUCUGUACGCCUCUGGACGUACCACCGGUAUUGUGUUGGACUCUGGUGAUGGUGUUACCCACACCGUACCCAUCUAUGAGGGUUACGCACUCCCCCACGCCAUCCUCCGUCUGGAUUUGGCUGGUAGAGAUCUUACUGAUUACCUUAUGAAGAUCCUCACCGAGCGUGGUUACUCAUUCACCACCACAGCCGAGAGAGAAAUCGUUCGUGACAUCAAGGAGAAGCUCUGCUAUGUCGCAUUGGACUUUGAACAGGAGAUGGCCACCGCUGCCUCCUCAAGCUCCCUCGAGAAGAGCUAUGAAUUGCCUGAUGGUCAAGUAAUCACCAUCGGAAACGAAAGAUUCAGGUGCCCAGAGGCCCUCUUCCAACCAUCCUUCUUGGGUAUGGAAUCUGCUGGUAUCCAUGAGACCACAUACAACAGCAUCAUGAAGUGUGACGUCGACAUCCGUAAGGACUUGUACGCCAACACUGUCCUUUCCGGAGGAACCACCAUGUACCCAGGUAUCGCUGAUCGUAUGCAGAAGGAAAUCACCGCCCUUGCCCCAAGCACCAUGAAGAUCAAGAUCAUCGCACCCCCAGAGCGCAAAUACUCUGUAUGGAUCGGUGGCUCCAUCUUGGCUUCUCUCUCCACCUUCCAACAGAUGUGGAUCUCCAAGCAGGAAUACGACGAAUCCGGCCCAUCCAUUGUCCACCGCAAAUGCUUCUAAGCUAUUGGACUCUGUUAUCUGUUCUAUGGUGUGUAUACUGUGGUGUGCGAUCAAAUAUGGACUCUGGCCCCGUCUUGUGGACAUGAACGAUAAAGGCUUAAUCACUUACCAAGAAGUCAGUGACUUGUCAUACCGUGGUGCAAUUUUUAUGUAACAUAAUAGAACCGGCUGUCAAGUCAUCCUGCACAUAUGUAAUAUAAUGAACAUUAGUCAAGGGUCCGAUGCACUGUUCUCAGAAAAACUGCAUGGACAUUGUUUAUAGAUCAUUUUGUACAGUAGUAGUAGUAACCUGCAAAUCUGCAAUCAAGAUAUUUUCCUAUCUUUUGUACAGUACUUCAAUUUUCGUAGUUUGAUAACAUCGACACAAACAAACAAACAUCCAACAAUACACAAAUGUUUCAGUAUUUGUAAUUAAAAGUUCCCAAGCAUUUUAGUAGGCUAGUUGCAAUAGACUACCCUGUGGGACCUGUUGUUGAUAUUUGUACAAAGAUCAAAGAACUUUGUUGUGAAAUCAACAUAGAUUCGCUCAAGUAAAUCCUCUACAAUACAAAUAAACUGUUUUUGUUAUACAUUUUUUGUAAAUAUGACUUUGGUUAAACUUUUUAUUUAUGUACAAUUACAUACAAGUAAUUUAUUGACAAAGUUAAAACAUUAAAAAUAUAAAAUAUAAACAAAAUCUUAUAUUUGCCUGUAUGUAGUUGGGACAUGGUGCUCAAUUGUUUAAACAUCAUUAAUUGAAAAGUCAUGACAUUUCAAUAAUGCAACUUAAUGAUGUUUAAUCAAUUAUGAAUGAAAUUCAAACUUACUGCAGUAGUCUAGCAGUUGUAACUUCUAUUCCUUUAUGAUCCCAAA